GUGCCCUUUGUGUCCCGGGCGGGCGGGCGGCGCGGGGCAGGCCGGGCCGGGCCGGGCCGCUGUGAGCGCCGCGCCGCCGCCGCCACCGCCGGGGCGCGGGGAGCCGGCUCCGCCAUGGUGAAGAAGCGGAAAGGCCGCGUCCUCAUCGACUCCGACACGGAGGACAGUGGGAGCGAGGAGAACCUUGAUCAGGAGCUCUUGUCACUGGCCAAACGGAAACGCAGUGACUCUGAAGAAAAGGAGCCACCUGUGAGCAAACCUACAGCGUCUUCAGACUCUGAGACGUCAGACAGUGACGAUGAGUGGACUGUUGGAGGUUCUAAAAACAAAAAAAAGGGAAAAGCGGGUAAGGCAGAGAAGAAAGGAGCCAUGAAGAAACAGACAAACAAAGCUGCCUCUUCGGGCAGCUCAGAUAAAGACAGCUCGGCUGAGAGCUCGGCACCUGAAGAGGGAGAAGUUUCUGACUCUGAAAGCAACAGCUCUUCAUCUAGCUCAGAUUCAGAUUCUUCAUCUGAAGAUGAGGAAUUCCAUGAUGGCUAUGGAGAAGAUCUCAUGGGAGAUGAAGAAGACCGAGCUCGACUGGAACAAAUGACAGAAAAGGAGAGAGAACAGGAGCUUUUUAAUCGGAUAGAGAAGAGAGAAGUGCUAAAGAGAAGAUUUGAAAUCAAGAAGAAACUAAAAACGGCAAAGAAGAAAGAAAAGAAAGAGAAAAAGAAAAAGCAAGAAGAAGAGCAGGAGAAGAAAAAACUCACACAGAUCCAGGAAUCCCAGGUCACGUCACAUAACAAAGAGCGGCGAUCAAAGCGGGAUGAGAAGCUAGACAAGAAGUCUCAGGCCAUGGAGGAGCUAAAAGCAGAAAGAGAGAAAAGGAAGAACAGAACAGCCGAAUUGCUUGCAAAAAAGCAGCCAUUAAAAACUAGUGAAGUAUACUCUGAUGAUGAAGAAGAGGAAGAGGACGAUAAGUCUAGUGAGAAAAGUGAUCGCUCAUCCAGAUCCUCAUCCUCUGAUGAAGAGGAAGAGAAAGAAGAAAUUCCUCCUAAAUCCCAGCCAGUGUCCUUGCCUGAAGAACUGAACCGAGUACGGUUAUCACGACACAAACUGGAACGCUGGUGUCAUAUGCCCUUCUUUGCCAAGACAGUCACUGGCUGCUUUGUCCGUAUUGGCAUUGGAAAUCACAACAGCAAACCUGUUUAUCGGGUUGCUGAAAUAACUGGUGUGGUAGAGACUGCAAAAGUUUAUCAGCUUGGUGGUACCCGGACAAACAAAGGACUACAGUUGCGGCAUGGCAACGAUUCGCGUGUGUUUCGUUUGGAGUUUGUCUCAAAUCAGGAAUUUACUGAAAGUGAGUUUAUGAAGUGGAAGGAAGCGAUGUUCUCUGCUGGGAUGCAGCUACCCACGCUAGAUGAGAUAAACAAGAAGGAAGUCUCCAUCAAAGAAGCACUCAACUACAAGUUCAAUGACCAGGACAUUGAGGAGAUCGUGAAAGAGAAGGAAAGAUUCAGAAAAGCACCUCCAAAUUAUGCUAUGAAGAAAACUCAGCUAUUAAAAGAGAAGGCUAUGGCUGAGGACUUGGGAGACCAAGAUAAGGCCAAACAGAUCCAAGAUCAGCUUAAUGAACUUGAAGAGAGAGCAGAAGCCCUGGAUCGUCAACGAACAAAAAACAUUUCUGCAAUCAGUUACAUCAACCAGAGAAAUAGAGAGUGGAAUAUCGUUGAGUCUGAGAAGGCUCUUGUGGCUGAAAGUCAUAGCAUGAAAAACCAACAAAUGGACCCCUUUACUAGGCGGCAGUGCAAGCCCACAAUAGUGUCUAAUUCCAGAGAUCCUGCUGUCCAGGCUGCCAUCCUUGCCCAGCUAAAUGCAAAAUAUGGGUCUGGUGUAUUACCAGAUGCUCCAAAGGACAUGAGUAAGGGUCAAGGGAAGGAUAAAGAUGUGAACUCUAAAUCAGCCAGUGACCUCUCAGAAGAUCUAUUCAAAGUGCAUGACUUUGAUGUAAAGAUUGAUCUUCAGGUUCCCAGUUCAGAAUCUAAGGCACUGGCCAUCACCUCCAAGGCUCCACCAGCUAAAGAUGGUGCCCCUCGGCGAUCAUUGAAUUUGGAGGACUACAAAAAGAGGCGGGGGCUUAUUUGAGCGUGCCCACUCUGCUGCUUCUGAUCCUGCAUGCUCCAUGACUAUGUCCUACUUUUUCUUCCUCCCUUUUCAGUUCUCCCUUCUGGGUUGGAGCAGCGAUGGAGCUGGGAAGAGACUCUUUAAAACUGCCAGUCAGCUGUAACAUAAACCAUUCAACUAUUUACUGUAUAGACCUCCCUUCUUGCCCUUUCUUCCUGCCCCCCUCACAAAUGUGGAUCUGUGCUACUUGGAGUUUUCCCAUUUCUUUUAGUUUGAAUUUUGCUUUUAUUUUGUCGAUGCAGCUUGUUGGUCCACUCUGUGUUCAGUAUUAGCCUGAGGUCUGGAUUUCCAUAGGAAUCUCUUGGUGGUCACAGAAUCAGCACUUGAUGAUCUCCCCUUACAUACCACCACAGGCACGGUGAAUAAACGUUGACGCAAGACCUUUGUGGCUGGAAGGUCAUCUGCACUUUCUUCCUCCUCUUCUUCCUCCUUCCUCCUAGCUUUGGAGAAGGGAAUCUUCAAAAACUGGCUUAGGUUCAAAGUGUAAAUUUUUUUGGAAGGGUUGUGUGACUUUUUUUCAGGUGUUUUUUAUCAUUUUUAAGCUGCAGUAAUAUUUGUAUCUGUCUGUCACAGUUCUUUACGGCUGUUUUGAAUUUCUACCAGCUGUACUUGAGCAUCUGAAAUUGCAAGAAAGAAACUCAUUAAAUGUGAUUCUUCUUACUAAAACGGCUUGGCUGAUAUAGCUGUUCAACUUCAUGUUCCCUUCUUUACUUACACUUAACCGAUGAGAGGGAGGUACACGGCUUCUGAUGUGGGACUUGUCAUCUAUAGGACAUCCAGAGUCUCUAACUGAAACUGAGUGGAGUAGCUUUUUUCUGGGCUGGCCAUGGGGUGCUUAUUGGUUGGGCUUUAAUUUCUUCUCCAAACCUCCAAUAUUACAUAUUUAAGUCAUCAUGUCUUCACUGGGCUCCAGCUCACUUUUCUUGUUUUAUGAACCAUUUAAAAGGGGCUUCUAUAAACAAAUGAAAAAUAUUUUUUAAAAAAGGCGUUUUGUGCAAGAGAAAGGGCACAGUGAGGACAUAGUAGAAAGGUCAGUGGGUCAUGUAUGAGAGGUAGCUGAUGCACAUUUUUCAUCUAUAAACUGCUACAAGUGCAACACUAGCACAAAAAUUAUAUGGCUUUAUGGAAUAUUUGACUGGACACAAGGUGACAGCUGAAUUUACUCAGGUGUAAAAAAAAUAAAUAAAUAUCAAAGUGUAAAUAUAAGUGACGUUUAACAAGGAGCUUUUCCAAACAAGAUACAAUGGCAUAUAUGGAGCUAAGAACUAAACUAAAAGAGAAUUAGAAGUCUAAAAGAUUAGAGGCCCUUGUUCAGGUAUGCGUGCAAGUGCGUGUUUGUUCCUACUCAGACCAGUACAAGUAUAAUGACUUAGGCACUGAACUGGAUAGGAACGUUUCUGGGGGACCCUGAAGAGGGAAUAUGCUGAUGCUCUUCUUGUGUCAGAGCAUUACUGUUUCUCUGAAAUCGUACACUGGUUACAUUUAAACCUGUGUUUGAUGCUUUCUUGUUGGAUUCUUAAUGAAACUUCAAUCUAGUUCUUAUUUAACUUCCUCUUUUUUAACACUAGCUUUAAAGAAACAUCUUGUAAUUGUGUGCAGAUUGAUACUAUGAACUGUGCAUAAAAAGAAAAUCAGCCUAUGAAGCAGCUCUUAUCUACCAUUUAAACAAGUAAUUAGGAAUCCUUCAACACUAUUCACAGAAUAGUCCAUAGUUCUAGGAAACAUGGGUUAUUCUGUAAAUAUGUAAUCAUGGACUGCUUUAUUUGGCCUGUUUUGGCAGCUUCUCUGGGGCUGUAGUAGGCUUUCACAGAUAUGUAUGUUUAACAUUCUAAGAGUGAAUUUUUGGACUCUACUGUGAUAACUUCAUUGGAGACAUUGUGAUUCACUGUGUAGAUAUGCAUUUGAUAUGAUUUUUUUUUUAACAGUUUCAAUAAUGUUACAGAUUUGUAAUAAAACCCCUAAAGUUGUUUGCAAUAGCUAGUUUUCAAAAUAAUCACUCUCCAGUGCUUUGCAGAAAUAAUUGCAAAAUCAAGCGAUUCAGGGACUGAUUUUUACAGAAAAAUGCCUCUGAACUCUGAGGUGCAGUGACAAGUGGUCUCUAAAGAUAAAGUUAACUCAAAUUCAUUAUUUUUUAAUAUGCUUGCCCUUGAUGUAUUGAUUUUAGGCAUACAUUUGGUAACACAAGAAUAGUCUCAACUAUGGCCAAAAUGUUGACGAGACCUGUACAGUGUUGCAAUUAACUUUUAGUGGAAACAACUGAAACAGAGGAGAUGCAGUGAGUUUACAAUACGCAGAUGAAUGAUGGACUAUGUCCUAGUUACUUGUGAAUAUGAAACUGCCACUUAACCUCUCAAAGGUUCUGGAUUCUGCCGAAAUCCUAUUUUUAAAAGAGGCAACGGUCACUAAAUUAUCACGCAGACCUCUUCUAAUGAGAAUAAUCCAUCAAGAGAUAUUCUUGAAUAGUUACAAAACUGUGUAUGAAAGCUGUAAUCUUUUUCCUUUAAGUGCAUGUAAAGGUGAGUGACUACACCUCUUGCUCGUAGAGAGGGGGAAGAGAUUUGUUUGCUUUGUUUCAUUGGUGUCCUAGCAUAGUUCAUCACAAUUGUACAGACUUCUAUAAAUAAACUUGGUUUGUUGGUUUAAUAAGGUUUAUUGUUUAUCCCUUGAUCUGAGAUGCUAAGGGUUUCCUGCCUGGAGUUUGCUCUUUUAAGAAACUGACACUUCAUUUAUCAGUCUGGGUGAUUUUAUUUAAAAUACUAUGAAAAGUCCCCUCUUUUGCAAGAGUGACUGUUGACUCCUGCCUCACUCUUUAGCCACUGAAGUCCCUUUUUAUCACUAGAAUCAAAUGGAGCCUCUUGGAAGGUCCUUCACUUGCACCUCUGCUGCGUCUCGAUGAAAUCACAGACUUUGCUCAUCUGGUAGAAAUCCAGAUUAUUGUAAUCAAAGAUGUUAGAGCAUGUAGCUGAACUCAGCAAACCUACUGAACGAGAUGAGGCAAGGCUGUUCUUGAGCGAUACUUGAUGGGACGAUGAGACACAACCGGCCAAAAAUGAGACAGGACAAGUUUUGCCAAGAUGUAACUCAGGACAGUGAGAGUGGAGUAGGUUGCCCAGAGAGAUUGUUCUGUUAGUAGUUUGGAGGGUUUCAAUUGAAGGCUGGAUUAAGCCACGAGUAAGGUGAUCCAACCUUGUAGUCUACAAAACUUUGAGCAGGAGGGUGGAAUUAUCCUAUGAUUCUAUAAGUAAUUUAAUACUGCUUUAUCCAGUUUUGUCUGUCUGCACGUACUGCCCUUUCCACAUCCCCCUUCCUACAUGCAGCACGCAGAAUUUGUCUCACAGACAUGGUGGCUUACCAUGAGCAGUGCAGCAUUUCGCGACACGUGUCCUUUCUGAGACUCUGGGUGUUUGUCUACAGAGUUCCUGCUAUGGCUGGCUGUGACACAAAAUUGUCUAUAGGUUUAUCACUGAACAGGCUGGAAGACUCGGCUUGUUACACUGUAGAGUAAAGAGCUAUAACAGAUUUGAUUAGCAAAAUGUUCUUUGGUGCGCUUGGAACAAUAAAACCCUGUCUGAGUUUUCCACAUCCUUAUGAGCAUUUUAAAAUGCCCAUGCUUUUAAGGUGCUGUGCAAGGUCACAGAUUUCCAAGGAAUCUUUAGGACAAGGGGUUGAUAGUUUUUAACUGCCUUUGGGAAGGAUAGUGGACCAAAGGAAAAUAGGUCGUGCCUCAAAGGAAAAGGAAUGAACUAACAAUGAAGAAGAUGCUUCACAGCUAGUUUGUUCCUAGCAGAAGUUGAAAGGAGAAGAAGGUGAGAACUGAAAAUGAGGAGUAUGCCCAAAUGCUUCACUGGUUAUACAUGCUUUUUUUGUUGGUAGAAGGCUUGAAAGCAAAAAGUACUGAGAUCCUCAACAGCCUUCCAGAAAAUGAUCUGUGGAAUUGCCUUGAACAUUGGCAACAUUAUAUGCAGCUGUGGGUCAGCUCAGAAGGUGAUUUUAAUUUAUUUGUUAAACAAAAAGAAUUACAGGCAUGGUCUUGGGUUUUUUUUGUGUUGGGACUCAUGCAUUUGUGAGCGGUCACUCACUGGUGGUCAAGUACAUGCUUGUUUAAGGGGGGGUUUGUUGUUUUUUUUUUUGUUAGAUUUUUUUUUUUUAAAGAAAAAAUAGGACAAGGAAAUCAUACCUAAUGUGUGAAGAGCACCAUGUGUCAUACAUUUGGACGUAGCAUGGAGCUGCAGGUCAAUGAAGAAAAAGAAAUGUGUAAAAGCAUGUUAGCAAGCAUAAAAAGAACCUCAAAUGGGUCCUAGAGGGAGGAGGAGGAAGAAAGCAGCGGCAUAUCCCUCCCAACGAAUGAUGCUGACAGCUUCACGUUAUCCUUUCCUGCAAUCUGGAGCUAUUGACUUUGAGACCCAGAGGAGUGAAAGCAACCCCUAGAACAAG
This is a messenger RNA of Cuculus canorus (common cuckoo), 6600 nucleotides long. RefSeq names its product RTF1 homolog, Paf1/RNA polymerase II complex component (gene RTF1). Bases 115 to 2127 code for a protein of 670 amino acids. Gene Ontology annotation, cellular component: Cdc73/Paf1 complex. The record is from RefSeq and is a predicted model, not a curated record. Gene Ontology annotation, molecular function: RNA polymerase II C-terminal domain phosphoserine binding; DNA binding. The transcript is spliced from 18 exons. NCBI's taxonomy places the organism in Eukaryota, Metazoa, Chordata, Aves, Cuculiformes, Cuculidae.